This is a messenger RNA of Capsicum annuum, 981 nucleotides long. RefSeq names its product DNA polymerase epsilon catalytic subunit A-like. Gene Ontology annotation, molecular function: DNA binding; DNA-directed DNA polymerase activity; single-stranded DNA 3'-5' DNA exonuclease activity. The coding region runs from base 115 to 852 and encodes 245 amino acids. The record is from RefSeq and is a predicted model, not a curated record. NCBI's taxonomy places the organism in Eukaryota, Viridiplantae, Streptophyta, Magnoliopsida, Solanales, Solanaceae. Gene Ontology annotation, cellular component: epsilon DNA polymerase complex. The transcript is spliced from 7 exons. Gene Ontology annotation, biological process: DNA replication proofreading; nucleotide-excision repair, DNA gap filling; DNA replication.
UGUCAAGCCAUGCAUCAUUAGAGGGUUGAGACCAUGUAGAUUGUAGAGCGAUUACAGAGGGGGUUGGACCUAAAAUCAAUUGGAGUGGAAUCGCACCGAAAGACCUACAUUCUCAUGGGACCUAUGGACACUUACCGAAAGAAAAACCAUCUGUCUGGCCUACACAGAUCAUAUUUAAAGAUAUCAUUUGACACUGUCCAAGAAUUGAUGGAUGUGAAGCGUGAUCUAACACACAUUGUUGAGAGAAAUCAAACAAAGUUUGAUACUAUAGAAGCAUAUGAAUCUAUACUGACGGGGAAAAGCAAGCAGCGAAGUCAAGAUUUUAUAGAUUAUAUCACUGAUCUACGUGAAUAUGAUGUCCCCAACCAUGUUCGCUUUGCCAUUGACAUUGACGUUAGAUGUGGUCAGUGGUACGAUGUCGGUGUAUCUAGCUCUGGUGUUAUGUUGGAGAAGAGGACUGAUCUCUUGCAGCGAGCUGAAGUUCAUGUUUGCGCCUUUGAUAUUGAAACCACAAAGCUUCCUCUUAAAUUUCCUGAUGCCGAAUAUGAUUCCGUAAUGAUGAUCUCAUACAUGGUUGAUGGCCAGGGCUAUCUCAUCAUUAACAGAGAGUGUGUUGCGGAAGAUAUUGAGGAUAUAGAGUAUACCCCAAAACCAGAAUAUGAAGGGCAUUUUAAAGUGACAAAUGUAAAAAAUGAGGAAGGACUCCUUUGUCACUGGUUUGCACACAUGCAAGUGGUGAAGCCCGGUAUCUAUGUAACAUAUAACGGUGACUUCUUUGAUUGGCCAUUUGUGGAGACAAGAGCAGCUCUUUAUGGCUUGAGUCUGAAGGAUGAACUUUGGGUUUUCCUGUGACAAUAAUCAAGGGGAAUGUCGUGCUAAAUUUGCUUGCCAUCUGGACUGUUUUGCUUGGGUCAAACGUGAUAGUUAUCUUCCUCAAGGAAGCCAAGGUCUGAAGGUGUAACUCGUAACCACUUUUCUUUU